Fonsecaea pedrosoi CBS 271.37 is the source of this 321-nucleotide messenger RNA. RefSeq lists its product as uncharacterized. Gene Ontology annotation, molecular function: urea transmembrane transporter activity. The transcript has 2 exons. Gene Ontology annotation, cellular component: plasma membrane. NCBI's taxonomy places the organism in Eukaryota, Fungi, Ascomycota, Eurotiomycetes, Chaetothyriales, Herpotrichiellaceae. The record is from RefSeq and is a predicted model, not a curated record. Gene Ontology annotation, biological process: urea transmembrane transport. Bases 1 to 321 code for a protein of 106 amino acids.
AUGCUCCUUCGAGCAAGGCGGAAUGCAAUCUGGGCAUCCAUCGGCUUGACAUUGGCCUACGUGCUCCUAUGGCCUAUUCCCAUGUACGGUAGUCGCUAUGUGCUCAGCAAGCACUUCUUCAUCGGCUGGAUCGUCGUGACCUUCCUCUGGGCCUUCUACGCAUCGACCGUCAUCACGUUGCUUCCGAUAUGGGAAGGACGGAGGAGCAUCGCCGCAUUCUGCCGGUUCCUCAUCACGCCAAAGGCCAAGCGACUCGAAGCCACGGCCGAAAUCGUCGAGAAACCCCAAUCUCGGAAUCAAAAUCAGCAGUUGGUCAAGUGA